Molecule: messenger RNA, 1853 nt
Organism: Sinocyclocheilus anshuiensis
Lineage: Eukaryota; Metazoa; Chordata; Actinopteri; Cypriniformes; Cyprinidae
Product: reticulocalbin-1-like
Exons: 6
Coding region: 193-1155 (320 amino acids)
Cellular component (GO): endoplasmic reticulum
Molecular function (GO): calcium ion binding
Source: RefSeq, a predicted model, not a curated record
GCCGUCAGCGAUCCGCCGGGUAAUGUUUGAAUCGAAAAUGAAAAGUUGGAUUGUUUCGUUCUGAGUCGAUAACGAUUGAAACGCUUCUCCCUGGCAACCGCAGCUUCUGCGAUUUCCACAGUGCUCGUUUAGAGCGUUUAACUUUGUGCCAGUUUUGAACUCUCUCUUUGCGUUGGAUCGCGUCCUUUAGGCAUGGACGUCUCGACGUAUUUAUGCUUUUUGUCGCUUUGCACGUGUUUGGUGCACGGAAAACCCACUCUCGGGAAAGAAAGAGUUCAUCACGAGCCUGAAUUGAGCAGACAACCCCACGAAGAUAACCAGAGCUAUCAGUACGACCACGAGGCCUUUCUGGGCAAAGAGGAGGCCACCACAUUCGAUCAGCUCACCCCAGAGGAAAGCAAAGCCAGAUUAGGGAAAAUAGUUGAUCGUAUUGACAGCAAUGUUGAUGGUUAUAUCACCACUGAUGAACUCAAGGCCUGGAUCAAGAGAGUACAGAAGCGUUACGUCUAUGAGAACGUCGCAAAGGUCUGGUCUGACUAUGACCUGAACAAAGACAACAAGAUCUCAUGGGAUGAAUUUAAGCAAGCAACGUACGGUCACUACCUUGCCAAUCCAGAAGAGUUUGAGGAUGCAACAGAUCAGUUCAGCUUCAAGAAGAUGCUUCCGCGAGAUGAACGUAGGUUUAAGGCUGCAGAUCUCAAUGGCGAUUUAGCUGCAGAGCGAGAGGAGUUCACUGCUUUCCUCCACCCAGAGGAGUUUGAGCAGAUGCAGGAAAUUGUGGUUCUUGAAACUCUGGAGGACAUUGACAAGAAUGGGGAUGGUCAUGUAGAUGAGGACGAAUACAUUGCGGACAUGUUUGCUCAUGAAGAUGGCGGCCCAGAGCCAGACUGGGUUAGAACAGAGAGAGACCAGUUUUCAGAUUUCCGAGAUCUGAAUAAAGAUGGGAAGAUGGACUUAGAAGAGAUUCGUCACUGGAUCCUGCCGCAGGACUAUGACCACGCGCAGGCAGAGGCUCGGCAUCUGGUGUACGAGUCGGACACAGACGAGGACCAGAUGCUGACCAAAGAAGAGAUUCUUGAGAACUGGAACAUGUUUGUAGGCAGCCAGGCCACCAACUAUGGCGAAGACCUUACUAGGAACCAUGAUGAGCUAUGAACCUGAGCAAAGGGUGUGGAACUCUACCUGAGGACGCAGGUACUGAACUGAGAAGUGAACCUCUGUGGCAUCCGUUCCAUCAGAAGCCAUGCCAGUGACUGACGAACUGACUGAUGUACUGCAGCUCUACCUCACAGACUGGACAUAGAGGAAUCACUGACUGAUGGCUGUAGUCCCUAAUACACACUUAGGAUUUUCUCUUUCACUCUGUGUUCUUUUUGUGGGUGGUCAAGGAACUCUUCUGUCCUGGUUGAAUGAGCUGCUACAGACUUCUGAAGCUGAACCUUUUUUUUUUCUUUUUUUUUUCUAAAGCAAUCAUAGGACGAAGCCUGUGCCUAUUUUUGUCUGGUUUCAAUAUUGGAACAAACAUUCUAUUUAUUUAGAAUUUAAAUUGAAUUUCAUGCUUUGAUAAUACAACACUUUUACUACAGAAAGCACUAAAAGUCAGUGUUGAUAUACAGUUAUACAUAAAGUACACUAGACAUUUAAUUAUGUUGUAGAUUAUCACAAUGUUCCCAUUGCUGACCGUAUGUCCAUGUCUUAUAUGUUUUGACAAACUUUACAUGUUCUAAACACAGCUGCCUCUGAUGCAUUAUUUUUGUCUUUACAUUUGCACGUUGUCUGUUUUUUGCUCAUGUCUGGUAAAAUUAGACAGUAUUUAUAACUCCGUCUUAUUUUAUGAGAUUACAUUUGAUGAC